CCGUACACCACUCGUUGGUCAUCAUCGUCGUCCUCCCCUUUCGCCGUCGGCUCGGUCACUAUCGGGUGCCGUCUUGCAUAUACCGCAUCUGUUUUCUGGCUACGCUUAGCUGGUAUUUCUUCGCGCCAACAUGCUCCAGCUUCAACGUGCAUCGCAGCGAACCAUUGCCCGACGUGCUGCUAGGGCGGCUGCAGCAACUCGUCGCGGGCUCGCUACAGCGUCUGAGCCUUACGACUGUGUCAUCAUCGGCGGAGGUCCGGGUGGAUACGUGGCCGCAAUCAAGGCGGCGCAGCAUGGGCUCAAGACUGCCUGCAUAGAGAAACGGGGCUCUCUUGGUGGAACAUGUCUCAACGUUGGCUGCAUUCCCUCCAAGUCACUGCUCAACAACUCGCACAAGUACCACGAAGCGCAGCAUGACUUCGCGAAACGUGGUAUCGACGUUCCGGAGGUCAAGCUCAAUCUACCGAACAUGCUCAAGGCCAAGGAGCAGUCUGUUACUUCACUCACCAAGGGCAUCGAGUUUCUGUUCAAGCAGAACAAGGUUGACUACAUCAAGGGUACUGGCAGCUUUGUAUCGCCCACGAAGAUCGCGGUAUCACUGAACGAGGGUGGGGAAACCGAGGUCGAUGCCAAAAACGUUAUCAUCGCUACAGGUAGUGAAGUCGCGCCCUUCCCCGGUGGCGGAAUUGAGAUCGACGAGGAGCAGAUCGUCUCGUCCACCGGCGCACUCGAGCUCAAGAAGGUGCCAGAGAAGCUAGUCGUAAUCGGUGGAGGCGUUAUCGGCUUGGAGCUGGGCAGUGUAUGGAGUCGUCUUGGCGCUGAAGUAACUGUCGUUGAGUUCUUGGGCGGUAUCGGUGGUGCUGGUAUCGAUGAAGAGAUCGCUAAGCAAUUCCAGCGUAUUCUCGCCAAGCAAGGCAUCAAGUUCAAGCUCAACACGAAGGUCACCGGUGCGGAAAAGCGAGAAGGCAAGGUUUACAUCAAGACUGAGGGCUCGAAGGGCGGCAAGGAGGAAGAGCUCGAGGCAGAUGUUGUCCUCGUUUCCGUAGGACGUCGCCCUGUCACUACCGGUCUUAACCUCGAGAAGAUUGGCGUUGAGGUGGAUAACCGCGGGCGCAUUGUCAUUGACGACCAGUUCAACACUUCGGUAAAGAACAUCAAGUGCAUCGGUGACGUCACUUUCGGUCCCAUGCUUGCGCACAAGGCCGAGGAGGAGGGUAUUGCUGCAGUGGAGUACAUCAAGACUGGUCACGGUCACGUCAACUACCACGCCAUCCCUUCUGUUGUCUACACAUACCCCGAAGUUGCGUGGGUGGGCAAGACCGAGCAGGAACUCAAGGCUGCUGGCGUCAAGUACGCCGUCGGCAAAUUCCCCUUCUCGGCCAACUCCCGUGCGAAGACCAACCUCGACACCGAAGGCCAGGUGAAGAUGAUCACGGAGAACGAGACUGACAAGCUGCUCGGUGUGCACAUCAUCGGUCCCAACGCCGGCGAGAUGAUCGCGGAGGCUGUCCUCGCUAUCGAGUAUGGCGCGAGUGCCGAGGACGUUGCACGGACAACGCACGCUCACCCCACCCUGUCCGAGGCGUUCAAGGAGGCGGCCAUGGCUGCGUACGACAAGCCCAUCCAUUGCUGAGUGUAGUUAGACGAGGAUCCCUAUGACGUUAAUCCAAUAUUAGUCUAAUGACAUGACCGUCGUGCUUGUCACUUCGAAUAUU
Molecule: messenger RNA, 1715 nt
Organism: Punctularia strigosozonata HHB-11173 SS5
Lineage: Eukaryota; Fungi; Basidiomycota; Agaricomycetes; Corticiales; Punctulariaceae
Product: dihydrolipoyl dehydrogenase
Exons: 12
Coding region: 131-1633 (500 amino acids)
Cellular component (GO): mitochondrion; oxoglutarate dehydrogenase complex
Molecular function (GO): flavin adenine dinucleotide binding; dihydrolipoyl dehydrogenase (NADH) activity
Source: RefSeq, a predicted model, not a curated record